AUUAAUAUCCAUUUCACACUAACACAACAGAGAUUCCUCACAAUGGCCACCACCGGAGAAACUCAGCCUGCAAAACACCAAGAAGUUGGCCACAAGAGCCUCCUUCAAAGCGAUGCACUUUACCAAUACAUUCUUGAAACCAGUGUUUACCCGAGAGAGCCAGAAUCCAUGAAAGAGCUACGUGAGGUCACUGCUAAACAUCCUUGGAAUCUUAUGACGACAUCCGCUGACGAAGGACAGUUUUUGAACUUACUUCUUAAGCUCAUAAAUGCUAAGAACACUAUGGAGAUCGGUGUUUACACUGGUUAUUCCCUUCUUUCUACUGCGCUUGCUCUACCAGAAGAUGGAAAGAUAUUGGCCUUGGACAUAAACCGUGAAAAUUACGAAAUCGGCCUUCCGAUCAUUGAGAAAGCAGGUGUUGCUCACAAGAUUGACUUUAGAGAAGGCCCUGCGCUUCCUCUUCUUGACCAGAUGGUAGGAGAUGUAAAAUUCCAUGGAUCAUUCGAUUUUAUUUUCGUGGAUGCGGAUAAAGACAACUAUCUUAAUUACCACAAAAGGUUAAUCGAUCUUGUUAAAAUUGGGGGAGUGAUUGGCUACGAUAACACCCUUUGGAAUGGGUCUUUGGUGGCACCCGCAGAUGCCCCACUUCGGAAGUAUGUUAGAUAUUACAGAGACUUCGUGUUAGAGCUCAACAAAGCCCUCGCUGCUGAUCCAAGAGUAGAGAUCUGUCAGCUUCCUGUGGGUGAUGGAAUCACUCUAUGUCGCCGAAUAAGCUAAUCACAUAUAACGGUUCAGCCAAAAUAAACUUGUAAAUGAUUUGAUUAAUUAUUUCCUUUCUGUAAUGCGACAAUUUGCAUUCAUGUUUUAAAUUGCUUAAUCAUAAUGUUGUAUAUUUAUAUAUCAUUUAACCUUGUUCACAAAUAUUUCAAGUUUAGAAAUAUGUCAUCAUACACAAUAGGAACUCUAUUUCGGUAAUUGUAUAUUGAAUUGGUUGGCCUUUAAUCUUAUUGAAAAUAUUAAAAAAAAAUUUUAAGAUUUCAUCGUAUCAUGGUAGUUAGCGACAGAUUGUAAAAAGAACAUGGCAUAAUUUAAAAGACGAAUUUAGCUUUGGAUACUUCGAAAUUCAGUGGCCAAUAAAGCCGUGCUUCUUCCAAUCAAGUUUACCACAACUUCGAAACCCAUCAAAUGGCCAGAAACCCAUAAAUUUAUCAUUAAUUUGCGACAAAUUUUAGCAACAGACUAGUGACCAAGUAAAUGAUUAAGGACACCAACUGCUACUUAAAGAAAAGUUUAUUUAUUUAUUUUUUUUUAUUCAUUUAUUUUAAACAUUACAGAAAAUCCUGAUUUGAUAAUCAAACAAAUUCAGAUUUUGCAAUAUCAAGCAAGGUAAUAAACAUAAA
This is a messenger RNA of Lactuca saligna, 1400 nucleotides long. The record is from the annotation of a GenBank genome assembly. NCBI's taxonomy places the organism in Eukaryota, Viridiplantae, Streptophyta, Magnoliopsida, Asterales, Asteraceae.